AUGUCCAUCCGUCGCCUCAGGAGCAAUCCUAAAACACUUGCAGAUGUCAACGUGGUGACAGAAGAGCUGAAGAACCUUUAUUAUAAGAGACUGUUGCCGAUUGAGAAAUACUAUUCCUUCCAUCAGUUUCACACUCCUGGCUAUGAAGAUGCAGACUUUGAUAACAAACCCAUGAUACUGGUGAUGGGUCAGUACUCAACAGGGAAGACAACUCUCAUCAGGUAUCUCAUAGAACAAGAUUUUCCUGGUUGCAGAGUUGGACCAGAGCCAACCACAGACUGUUUUACUGCAAUUAUGCAAGGAGAGACAGAAGGAAUAAUUCCAGGGAAUGCCCUUUCAGUGGAUCCAAGGAAGCCCUUCCGCAACCUCAAUUCCUUUGGAAAUGCCUUUCUUAACAGGUUUCAGUGUGCUCAGCUGCCAAAUCAGAUACUAGAAAACAUCAGCAUUAUCGACACACCAGGCAUUUUAACUGCUGCUAAGAGACAAUUGAGUCGAGGAUAUGACUUCCCAGCAGUGCUGCGCUGGUUUGCGGAGCGUGUGGACCGGAUCAUCCUCUUGUUUGAUGCACAUAAGCUCGAGUUUUCUGAUGAGCUCACUCGGGCCUUCGGAGCCCUGCGUGGCUAUGAGGACAAGCUGCGAGUCGUCCUGAACAAGGCGGACAGUGUGGACUCUCAGCAGCUCAUGCGAGUAUAUGGCGCUCUCAUGUGGUCGCUGGGGAAAGUGUUUCGGACUCCAGAGAUCCUGAGGGUCUACACUGGCUCCUUCUGGUCGGAGCCGCGGCGGAUGUGUGACCACUAUCAGCUGAUAGAGCUGGAGGAAGAGGAUCUGCUGUCUGACAUAAGAAAUCUGCCCCGCAACACCGCCGUACGGAGGCUGAACGACCUGGUCAAGAGGGCACGCUCAGUCAGGGCUCAUGCCCAUAUUAUCAGCUACCUAAAGCAGGAGAUGCCAACCAUAUUUUGCAAAGAAACAAAGAAGCACAGCCUGAUCUAUCAGCUUCCUGUGAUCUUCACCAAGAUCCAGCAGCAACAUCGUGUCCCAGCUGGUGACUUCCCUGAGUGUGCCAAGAUGCAGGAGCGCCUUCUGGGACAAGAUUUCACUAAGUUCAAGAAGCUCAAGCCAAGCCUCAUGGCAUCGUUAGACAAAUUGCUCAGCACCGACAUAGCAAAGCUGAUGCCCUUGCUUCAACAACAAGACCUGAGGGACAAAUCCCUACCCGGGAUGCUGGAUGGGGACUUUCUAGGAACUUUCAAGCCAGCGUGUUACAAGCAAGAUCCUUUCAAGGAAGUCUCCAAAGCGGAGGAAUGCGGUGAAAAAUACCCAGAUGGGUGGGUGGUGGAGAAGUACAAGCCGAAAUAUGACGAGAUUUUUUACAGCCUCUGUCCGAGCGAAGGAAAACUGAAUGGCACCAAGGUGAGAGAGUGGAUGGUGAGCACCAAUCUGCCCAGCUCUGUGCUUGCCCACAUCUGGAGGUUGUCUGACGUGGACUGUGACGGCAUGCUGGACAAUGAGGAGUUUGCCUUGGCCAUAUACCUCAUCGAGGGAAAACUGGAGGGCUACUGGCUCCCCCGAGAGCUGCCCUCUCACCUGGUGCCGCCUUCAAAACAGCUAUGUGAAGACGAUGAUGAAGUGUAAACAUGACUUCAAGAAAAAAAUGUGAAAGUGUUUCCAUCCAAUAAUUUUACAGUAACAUACCAAUAAGUUCAAGAUUUGUAUCUAUUAUUUAUAGCAUAAUUUGUAAUAUUACUACUGUACAAAUAAAAAUACUGUGAUCAUAUUCUAAAAAAAAAGGGAGAGCGCACACAAUCGUUUAAUAAUAUGCAACAAAGUGACCGUGUUAGUGUAGCUGAGAUGGUGUCAUUGAUUGAUUGGUUGAUUGAUUGAUAUAUGAUUAGGCGUCAUUCAUAUAUCUAAUCCUCACUUAUUAUUGUAAACAUUUCUUAAGAUGUGAACGUUUUGCUCAACUCUUUAUCCCUGAACCUCACAUGUGCCCUACAGAGAUUACAGACAAUGAGAAUUUCUCAUGUUCCUAUUUAGAGAAACAAUUGUUGUCCUUCACUGAUAAAACAUGAGUUUACAACAGUCACAACAGAUGGUAAGUCUGGUUUAGUAUUUACGAAUUAAAAUGUGAAUAACCUUUAACAUGCAGGAUAUCUGUACCAGUUACAUUUAAAUGUGAAUAUGUUUUGAAGUACUCUUAGGAGUAUACUGCUACAGCUGAAUAAAGUUAUGUACAGAAAUAUCUCCACCCAUCACUAUCAUCAGCAAUUUGAAUUGUGAAAAUUUUAAUUGUAAAAUUUGAAUUUGAAUUGUAAAAAAUUAAAUUGUAAAAUUUGAAUUUGAAUUGUUAAAAUUGUUAAAAAAAAGCAGGAAUUUGAAUUGUAUCCUGCAUGCAUUAAGCAAUCACUUCAAAUAUAUA
Lampris incognitus (smalleye Pacific opah) is the source of this 2419-nucleotide messenger RNA. RefSeq names its product EH domain-containing protein 2-like. NCBI's taxonomy places the organism in Eukaryota, Metazoa, Chordata, Actinopteri, Lampriformes, Lampridae. The record is from RefSeq and is a predicted model, not a curated record. Bases 1 to 1635 code for a protein of 544 amino acids. The transcript has 6 exons. Gene Ontology annotation, biological process: endocytosis; endosomal transport. Gene Ontology annotation, cellular component: plasma membrane; cytoplasm. Gene Ontology annotation, molecular function: calcium ion binding; GTP binding; protein binding.